Messenger RNA from Cydia amplana, 1319 nucleotides. RefSeq lists its product as uncharacterized. Gene Ontology annotation, molecular function: zinc ion binding; nucleic acid binding. The transcript is spliced from 2 exons. The coding region runs from base 220 to 1179 and encodes 319 amino acids. Lineage: Eukaryota; Metazoa; Arthropoda; Insecta; Lepidoptera; Tortricidae. The record is from RefSeq and is a predicted model, not a curated record.
CGUAUGUGGGUAGACUCAUGUUUCCAAAAUAGAGGGUAGAUUUUGCACCACGUCUGUCAAUCGAUUAAAGGCUAUACCGAACGUACGUGUUUUAGUGCUCUCCUCAUAUCCUGGAUUCCCUGGGCCAUCAGCAGAUAUUUCUCAGUGGCGACGAGAACAAUUGGACACUAGUGCAUUUAAAAAGUAAAAAAAUAAAAGUUGUGAUAAACAGUGUACGACAUGCCUGUGGGAAAGGUCGGACCGUUUGACCUUGUCAAUGACAAUUGGGAACUGUAUGUUGACCGUUUAGAACAAUAUUUCGUUGCAAAUGAUGUUAAAAAUGAAAUGAAAGUGGCUACGCUGAUAACAGUGAUGGGCGGUGACGCUUAUGAACUAAUGGUGAAUCUGUGCACGCCUGUGAAACCAGCGACAAAAACUUAUGACCAGCUGGUCGCGCUGAUGAAAGGUCAUUUAAAUCCAAAGCCGAGUUUGCUCGCAGAACGUUUUAAAUUCCGCCAGCGUGUGCAAAAGCGUGAUGAAAGUAUUGCGAACUUUGUAACGGAUCUUAAAAAAUUAAGUAAGGACUGCGGUUUCACAGGGGAUACUUUGAAGGAUAACUUGAGGGAUCAGUUCGUGUGUGGCCUGUCAAACGACGACAUCAGACAGAAGCUGUUCACGGAGGACGACACGAUCACGUUCGACCGGGCGUACAAGCUCGCCGUGUCCAUGGAGGCGGCCGAGGUCAACGCGGCGCUAGUAGAAGACUGUACUCGGAAUCGAUCCAGCGACAGUAUACCAGCGAGCGCGGCGACGUCGGUGCAUCAUUUGGGUCGGGCAGGCCGGGGCCGGGCGGCGGCGGACGGCGGUCGAGCAGGGGCUGGAACAGCGGGCCGCGGGAAGAUAACGAUCGGCGGCGGUCCAAGCGCCAUGAGCGGAGCGGGUAGCGGAAAGAUGCGAGGCUUCGGUCAAAACAACAACACUGAUUUGUAUGGAGUGUGUAAGGUGUGCGGAGCGAAGCAUGAGGCCGACAGAUGCAAAUUCAAGAAGUAUGUCUGCCGAGUAUGUAACCAAGAAGGACACUUAAAAAGGGUGUGUCCUAAGCUGCGGGGAGGUUCGUCCCUAUACAACGUAACGGAAGAGAAGGUUGUGUAUUUGGACCAUUCGGACAGCAGCGACAGCGACGAGUUCCAGAUACUGUGAGGUGUUUGCCUCGGGCUUGGGCCGGUUCACCGGGGGCACGGUCGGGUUCCACCUGCGGCCGGACGCGCGGCCGGUGUUCCUGCGCGCGCGCCCCCUGGCGUACGCGCUGCGCGAGCCCGUGGAGCGCGCGCUCGAGCAGA